CAGCGGUGAACUUUAAACACAGCGGUUUGUCGGAGGAGGAGGAGCGGCUCCCAUGACACAUUCCGAUCGGAUUCUUGCUCUGCUCGCCGACCUGAAGGACGCGAUCAUGGGCAGCACCCUGAUCAAGUGCGCCGCCACCGACCUGAGCAUCCAGUGGGCCGGCUGGGCUCUGGCCGCAGCCUUCAGAACCGAGAAGUUCUAUGAUUUGGCAGGAUCGGGCACCUUUAUACUCCUCGCCCACCUUAGUCGUGUCUGGGGAGGAGCGAGUCAUGUCCGCCAAAAGGUGCAGACUGGUUUGGUGACCGCGUGGGGACUCAGGCUGGGGACAUUCCUCUUCAUGCGGAUCCUGAAGGACGGCCAGGAUCGCAGGUUCAACAAUGUCAGAGACAGCCCAGGGACUUUCUUUAUAUAUUGGACGGUUCAAGCCAUGUGGGUAUUUAUGACGCUCCUGCCCACACUCAUGCUGAACAUUGAGAAGCGGGACGUGCCUCUGGGCGCGAGGGACUACAUUGGCUGGACUGUUUGGGGCCUCGGCUUUGCUACCGAAGCCAUUGCCGACCAGCAGAAAUUGCUUUUCAAGCGUGACCCGGAUAACGUUGGGAAAUUCAUCCAGAGUGGACUAUGAGCGUACAGCAGGCAUCCAAACUAUUUUGGGGAGAUCCUGCAGUGGUCAGGGCUGUGGCUCUCGGCCUCGUCAGUGAUGGAGGGCCCUCAGUAUCUGAGCGUGGCGUCGCCUCUCUUCCUCUGGUUCCUAUUGCGCUACGUCAGCGGAAUCCCCAUCCUGGAGAAGCAGGCCGUCAGGAAGUGGGGCUCGGACCCGGGCUUCCAAGACUACGUCAAGAACACUCCCCUUCUCUGGCCGUGGCCGAAAUUUUGAUAUUGUUGUACCAAUAAAUGCCUGACAAAGUUACCAUGUAGACUUUCAAUAAAGUCUAGUUAUUCUGUAUAAUAAAUUGACCUCAUCUUUA
Molecule: messenger RNA, 968 nt
Organism: Gasterosteus aculeatus aculeatus (three-spined stickleback)
Lineage: Eukaryota; Metazoa; Chordata; Actinopteri; Perciformes; Gasterosteidae
Cellular component (GO): membrane
Source: RefSeq, a predicted model, not a curated record